Molecule: messenger RNA, 1512 nt
Organism: Lucilia cuprina (Australian sheep blowfly)
Lineage: Eukaryota; Metazoa; Arthropoda; Insecta; Diptera; Calliphoridae
Product: dynein axonemal intermediate chain 4-like
Exons: 2
Coding region: 1-1512 (503 amino acids)
Biological process (GO): cilium movement
Cellular component (GO): axonemal dynein complex
Molecular function (GO): dynein heavy chain binding; dynein light chain binding
Source: RefSeq, a predicted model, not a curated record
AUGCAACAAAGUCAAGAAUCCUAUAAUUCGGAAGAUUUAGAAGAACUAAUGAUACAGCAACGAAAAGGUUUGGGUUCUAUUAAGGCUUCAUUAGAUGAUAUAGAAAAUGGGAUUAAAUUAAGCAAACUUACGCUGGAUGUUAAACCCGAUACUAAAUCUCAUUUGAGACAAGAAAAACGCAAAACAUUGAGACGCCCUAAUCCCUUUAUAAAAAUUAAACUGCAAAAAACCCCCGAUAUAGUGCUGUUCGAGCAACGCAGCACUACGGUUUUAAAGGACACCGAAGAGGGCCGUUUGGUGGAGCAGGAUAAUAAACGUUAUGAGUAUUUGACGGAGGGACAGGGACGUAAACGUAUAUGUUUUCCGGUGGAGACACAAACUACCCAGGAACUUACUAAAACUCGAGGAGUUAAUACAGACUCCAUAGCUCGCAGUAAUGUGGGCUCAUAUGUUUCGAAUUUCGAAAUGUUUGAUACCUAUAAGGACCUAGAGAAAACAACUCAAAGUGUGGAUGUAGAUGGUACUCAAAAGAUCCAAGUGACUACCUAUAAAGUGGGAGGUGUUGAUCAAUUUGAGGUCAUAAAUCAAACGCCUAAAUUUAAAUUGGCGUUAAUGUUGACCAUGCGCAUAUUGGCGGGUAAUACAUUUGAGAAUGAACAAAGAAGAUUUCGUAAUAUGAUUAUGCCUGAUCCUUUGGCUUUGGAAGUUAAUUAUCGCUAUAAUCUACAGCUUUUAUGGUCAUUUGCGGCUAGCUUUAGCUCUAACGAAAGUUGUUCGGUAGCGGAUAUGAGUUGGUGUCCAAAAAAUGGUGAUAUACUAGCAAUAGGUUAUGGCACUUUUAGUACGUUGAGUGGUGUGCUUCCGAAAACGGGUAGCGUUUUUAUAUGGAAUAUUAAAAAUCCCGUAAAUCCCGAAAGAAUGUAUAGUUUUCUGGCUCCCGUGGUCACAGUGGAAUUUUCACCCUACACACCACAACUUUUAGCCAUUGGUCUCUACGAUGGCAGUGUGUUCGUCUAUGACAUAAGUAAUGUUGAAAAUCCUCAAAUUAGUGUCUCACCCCGUUUGGCUACUACCAGCUGUGAGCCAAUUACUUCCAUAAAAUGGAUUGCUCAUAAUGUUAAUGAAACCAAACUUCAUGAUUUAGAACCAUUUUUGGCUUUAUCUCGAGAUGGUAUUAUUACCAGAUAUACCAUUGUUAAUAGCCCAAAUCUUUUGGGUUUCCAACAAAUGAAAUUGGAUCGUAUUGAGGGGAAAGUAGAAGGUUUAGAUAUAGAAAAGAAACUAUCGCAAAUGGAAGCUAAUCGUCAUCCUCAGGGUGUUUAUAUAUGUUUGGAUGCUUUACAUGGCGAUAUUUAUUAUGUGUUGACCGAUGAAGGCUGUUUACAUAAGUGUUCAACUAAUUAUCCUAAUCAACAUUUGGAAGUUUUGCAAUUGCAUGAGGCCGGUGUUAAUUAUAUGGAGUUUUCUCCUUGGUCUCCGAAAUUAUAUUUAACAUGUGGAAAUGAUUGGUGA